AUGGCAAUUCACCAUCAUCACAACUUCUUCAGGAGAAAGGCAGCAAGGAAUUUGGGGCAGAACAACCCCAUCCCCUUGUGCAAGCAGGCACCACAAACAAAAAUCAGACUUUCUACUCCAAAAUGUCUUGGUGGAGCACAAGCUAAUCUGCCUCAGCAAGGAGCCCAGAUUGAAAUCCAACAGGAAACAGGAAGCACAUACACUGAGGUUGUUCAACAGAAACAAAACACUUCUGCUACAGUUUUAUCUAAGGUGAACAUCAUCCAGCCAAUGUUGACAAAUCCAGUAAUAACACCUUCCAAUCCUGCUCACAAUGGCCGUGUGUGCAGCACAUGGGGCAACUUCCACUUCAAGACCUUUGAUGGAGACAUAUUCUCCUUUCCUGGGCUGUGUAAUUACGUUUUUGCAUCCCACUGCAAUACUCCCUAUGAAGAUUUCAACAUCCAGAUUAGGCGCGUAAUGGUGGAAAAUGCUCCAACAAUCAACCGUAUCACCAUGAAACUUGAAGGUGUAGCUGCUGAACUAACAAAGGAUGUCGUUAUGAUUAACAGCAACAGAGUUCAACUGCCGUACAGCCAAUCUGGAAUUACGAUAGAGAAAAGUAGCAUUUAUGUGAAAGUUGCUAGCAAAAUGGGUAUUGUGUUAAUGUGGAAUGAAGAUGACAGUAUUCUGCUGGAAUUGAAUGAGAAAUAUGCCAAUCAGACCUGUGGACUUUGUGGAGACUUCAAUGGCUUUCCAAUUUACAAUGAGUUCUAUUCAAACAAUAUUCAGAUGACAGCCUUACAGUUUGGGAAUAUGCAGAAAAUGGAUGGGCCAACUGAACACUGUGAAGACUUCACUUCUACCCUGCCAGAUAAUUGCACUGAUAAUUUUGAUGACAUAUGCCAGAAAACAUUGACCAGCUCUGCAUUUGCGGAGUGUAAUGACCUAGUUGAUGUUCGAGAGUACAUUAUGGCUUGCCAAGAUGACUUGUGCCGCUCUGAAGAGUCUAAAAAUGCCUCAUGUAUCUGUGACACCUUUGCUGAAUACUCCCGGCAGUGUGCUCAUGCUGGUGGGCAUCCUCUGAACUGGAGAACCUCAAAACUGUGCCCCAAGAAGUGUCCUUACAACAUGCAGUACCAGGAGUGCAGCUCACCCUGUGCUGACACAUGCACCAAUCCUGAACGAUCUCAGUUUUGUGAAGAACACUGUAUGGAUGGUUGUUUCUGCCCCCCAGGAACUGUAUUUGAUGACAUCAACAAUUCUGGCUGCAUUCCCCAACAGCAGUGCUCCUGUGUUUACAAUGGCAACACCUUCACAACAGGAACUUCUUUUUCAGAGCAGUGCCAUUCCUGUACCUGCAAUGGAGGCCAGUGGAGUUGCCAAGACAUGUCAUGCCCAGGAAUAUGUUCAGUAGAGGGAGGUUCACACAUUUCCACAUAUGAUAAAAAGCAUUAUGAUCACCAUGGAGACUGCACUUACAUCCUUUCUAAGGACUGUAAACACGAAACAUUCACCAUCCUGGUAGAACUACGCAAAUGUGGCCUAACAGACACUGAGACAUGCUUAAAGACAGUGACCCUCAACAUGAAUAAAGGACAAACUCUCAUCGAAGUCAAACCUGAUGGUGGUGUGUUUGUGAAUUCGAUCUACACUCAGCUGCCCAUCUCAGCAGCUAAUGCCACCGUGUUCAGACCAUCAUCAUUUUUCAUCAUCAUACAGACAAACUUUGGUGUCCACCUUGAAAUCCAAAUCAUACCAAUCAUGCAAGUGUUUGUGCGACUGGAUCCUGUUUUCAAAGACCAGACCUGUGGUCUUUGUGGAAAUUUCAAUAAUAUCCAAACUGACGACUUCCAGGUCAUAAGUGGAAUAAUUGAAGGAACAGCAACAGCAUUUGCUAAUACAUGGAAAACUCAAGCUACAUGCCCUAAUAUCCAGCACAGAUUUGAAAACCCUUGUGCACUCAGCAUUGAUAACGAAAAAUAUGCUCAGCAUUGGUGUGGACUACUAACUGACAGCAAAGGACCUUUUGCUGAUUGUCACUAUGCCGUGAAUCCCUCUGUUUACCACAUGAACUGCAUGUUUGACACAUGUAACUGUGAAAAUAGUGAGGAUUGUCUCUGUGCAGCCCUGUCUUCCUAUGUGAGAGCUUGUGCUGCAAAAGGAAUCCAGCUGCAUGGAUGGAGGACUGAUGUCUGCUCAAAAUACACCAUCUCAUGUCCCAAAUCACUGAGCUACAGCUAUACCAUCACUUCCUGUCAACCCACCUGUCGGUCUCUGAGUGAGCCUGAUGUCACAUGCAACAUUAAGUUUGUCCCAGUUGAUGGCUGCACCUGCUUAAAUGGAACCUACAUGGAUGAGAGGGGCAACUGUGUGCCUGCUAAUGAAUGCCCCUGCUACUACAGAGGAUCUCCCAUACCAUUUGGAGAAGUUGCCCAUGAAAAUGGGCUUGCAUG
Molecule: messenger RNA, 2435 nt
Organism: Balearica regulorum gibbericeps (East African grey crowned-crane)
Lineage: Eukaryota; Metazoa; Chordata; Aves; Gruiformes; Gruidae
Source: RefSeq, a predicted model, not a curated record